GAAGAUUCGAGUUUAGCACCUCUUCAUGUUCCAACCCCACUUUGAAAUGCAUAUGUACCGUGGAGUUUAGUGUUGAUCUCUAUGGUAUUUUAAAUUUGUUGAUAUUAUUGUGAGAAACUUCAGUGAAGGAGGUUUUCUCGCAGGCUGCAUUUCUGUAUUAUAGUAUGCCAACUGCCAAAUCCCAGUGUGUGAUCGCUGUCCACGCUGUUUUUUUUUUUUUGGUGAAAAAAAAAAUGCAAACACGGUUCCUUUCGCUACGUAACCCUAAAAAUAAAAUCCCUCUUCUCUCUUCUUUCAUCCCCGAGGAAGCUGCCAACCGUUCUCUGUUUGUGAGCGUCUCUCUCUAUCUCUCUCGCUUCAACGCCGGCACCGCUCAGGUAGCACUUUUGAGGUAGCUAAUUUGCGAUAGAAUGGCUCCUGCAAAAACUCCUGCUAAGAAACCUGAUGCCAAGGGUCAGGCCUUGAAGGCAGCCAAAGCAGUGAAGUCCGGGUCCUUCACACUGAAGAAAAAGACAAAGAAAAUCCGAACAUCUGUUACUUUCCAUCGACCGAAGACACUGAAGAAAGAACGUAAUCCAAAGUAUCCUCGCAUCAGUGCAGCACCAAGGAACAAGUUGGAUCAGUAUGAGAUCCUCAAGUAUCCGCUGACCACUGAAUCAGCUAUGAAGAAGAUUGAGGACAACAACACCCUCGUCUUCAUAGUGGACAUCAGGGCGGAUAAGAAGAAAAUCAAGGCAGCCGUAAAGAAAAUGUAUGACAUUCAAGCCAAGAAGGUUAACACGUUGGUCAGGCCUGACGGAACAAAGAAAGCAUAUGUGAGGCUUACGCCAGAUUAUGAUGCUUUGGAUGUUGCAAACAAGAUCGGCAUCAUCUAAAUUGGAUCAGUUGCCUGCCUCUGUUUUCUUGCUUUUUUUCCAGAAAAAAAAAUUGUGAUUAUGGAGUUUCGGAUGGACGAAAAAUCUAUGCCGGGAGCUGUAGUCAGUCUAACUAGGACCUGUAUCUUCAGUUAAUGAAUUUUGUCUUAGAGCCUGGGGCAUUGAAAGUUUAAUCAUAUGUAGUUUGAUUGACAUUCUUUUGAACCAUGUGAAUGUAUUUUUUGCUGUUGCUUUACAGGGUUUCUGAAUGUAUUUUUUGCUGUAUCUUCAGUUAAUGAAUUUUGUCUUAGAGCCUGGGGCAUUGAAAGUUUAA
Nymphaea colorata (pocket water lily) is the source of this 1188-nucleotide messenger RNA. Its product is annotated as 60S ribosomal protein L23A. Lineage: Eukaryota; Viridiplantae; Streptophyta; Magnoliopsida; Nymphaeales; Nymphaeaceae. The transcript has 4 exons. Gene Ontology annotation, cellular component: ribosome; cytosolic large ribosomal subunit. The record is from RefSeq and is a predicted model, not a curated record. Gene Ontology annotation, biological process: ribosomal large subunit assembly; translation. Gene Ontology annotation, molecular function: structural constituent of ribosome; rRNA binding. The coding region runs from base 411 to 875 and encodes 154 amino acids.